AUGAAAUUGGAAUAUUUCAGUGAUGCUGAAACUAUAGGAAACAGAAUUUCUCCUUUUAAAGAAAUAUUUUCGAAAAAUUGUAUCAAAUAUUUACACAGAUCCCUAAAUUCAAACCAAAAUCUACAAUUUCAGCCUCUAAUAAACAAAGAUAUCAUACUUAAUUCGGAAUUUAAGACUUUCCAAGAUCGAGAAGUUUAUUCUACCUAUGUUAUAACACUUUCCAAUACAAUAUUCCAAAAUAUUACUGAAGAAAAUGUUGCUGGUGGAGCCAUUUAUGCUACCAGUCCAUUAAUUUUAGAAAAUGUUUUAUUUCAAUCUUGUAAAGCUUUACGUGGUGGAGCCAUUGUAUGUUCAUCUAACUUAUCUAUUAACUCCUGCUCAUUUAUACAAUGUUCUGCUACUGCAUCUAAAGGAUCCAUUGAAUUAAGAACAAAAGCUGUUGUUAACUUUGAUUUCAAUAGCUCUGUUAUUCAUAAAUCCACUUCUCGUAACCAUGGUGGUAUUAUGAGAAACUCCAAAGGAAUUUUCAAUAUGUUUGAUUCAAAUCACACAACAGUACGAGCAAAUGACUGUGUUGGAGACACAGAGAUACAGAAUGGGUUUGUAUACAUUACUCAUGUAGUAUUUCAUAAUAUAAGUGCUGCAAUGCAUCACGGAUGUCUUGUUUUAACUUAUUCAGUUAAUUUCGAAGUAACAGAUUGUAUAUUCAUGAGAUGCAGUCAAGGAUCAGUUAUAACUUCAACAAGUGCUGCAAUAACAGUUGAUUUUAAUCGUCAGUUUGGAAAAAUUUCGGAUUGUUUAUUUUAUUAUUGUAAUGCUGCUCAAGGUAAAACAGUUAAUGCAGGAACACAUGCUAAGAUGUUUAAUUGCAAGUUUUCCGGUACAAAAGAUAAAGAAGUAGGAGAAAACGUAAAUCAUGUUGAUUGCGAGUUCAAUGCUAAAUUUACACUAUUUAUAAUUACAGGUAUAGGUUUUAAGCAAGAUCCUUCUUAUGUAAGACCAAUGCAUGAUAAAAAUGUUGAAAAUUUGAUAAUAAUCUUGAAAUCUCUUGGAUGUGCAAUUGUAACAGGCAUAUUAUUCACAACCCUGCAUAAAAAGAUUAUCCAUUGGAUACAUGCUUCAAGAGCCAUCAAAGGAACAAAUUUAGUUUAG
Messenger RNA from Trichomonas vaginalis G3, 1152 nucleotides. Its product is annotated as pectin lyase-like family. The record is from RefSeq and is a predicted model, not a curated record. The coding region runs from base 1 to 1152 and encodes 383 amino acids. NCBI's taxonomy places the organism in Eukaryota, Parabasalia, Trichomonadida, Trichomonadidae. The transcript has a single exon.